Molecule: messenger RNA, 1329 nt
Organism: Clunio marinus
Lineage: Eukaryota; Metazoa; Arthropoda; Insecta; Diptera; Chironomidae
Source: the annotation of a GenBank genome assembly
AUGAAACAGAAAAGACCAAAUUUAAAAAGCAAAAUUUAUGAAAAACUUAAUUCAGAGGAUGUGAAAAGCUUUUGGAGAUUUUUUGGCGAGUUUAUUACAAAAUCAAGCAUUCACGGAGUGAAAUAUAUUUGUGAUUCAAGUCUUCAUCCAUUUGAAAGAGUUUUCUGGUUCAUUAUUUUGUUGCUAACAUGUUGGGGAGCUUACAAAAUUGGCAUGACACAAUAUUCAAGAUUUGCUGCUAAUCCAACUGUUAUAUCGCUUGAAAAAGACUAUCGGCAAUGGAAUGGAACUUUGCCAUCAUUAACUGUUUGCUAUCAUAACAGAAUAAACGAAUCAAAAGCUCAAGAUUUAAUCAAACGUUUGUGGGGUUACGAACAGGAUGACGAGGAAUAUUCAUAUUUUUUCAAUUACAUUCAAGCUGUUGUGAACGUCAAUGAGUCGUUUUCGAAAUUCAAUCGCUUCGCAAAUGACAAGAGACUUGAAUACAUCAACAUGUUGACAAUAGCUAAAGAAGUUCAUCCACUGAUCAACAGCAUCGUAUCAAGUUACGAUACACUUGUUGAAUUUAAAAUGAAUGAAAUCAUUACUGAGAAAGGGAUUUGCUACAACGUCAAUUCAAUUGCUUGGCACAUGAUAAGCACAUUGUAUAUUGCAAUUCAUUCACCACUUGAAAUUCCAUCUGACAAGACGCCUUUCUUUAGCAUCGGAAUGACUGACGAGAUAGAAUCAACUUAUAACAUGCUCGAGACAAUGUUUAAUAAGCGCAGAUCAAGUGAUGCUUUGAGAACAUUGAAUGUUAUUCAAAGAAAAUGUAUCUUUAAUGACGAAUCAAUUGAACAGCUUUUGAUCUACAGUUAUGGAGGUUUGAUUAUUUGUUUAAUAACUUGCUCAUUAGUUUGUCGUGCAAAAGAAGCUUUAAGACUUUGUGGAUGUCGACCAUACUUCUAUCCUUUUGUUAAUGGAACUUCAUGUUCACCAGCUGGUUUGCUUUGUCUUGACGUCAAGAAAUGGAGAAAUAGAAUUGUUUCAUGUGCAUGCCCAAAAACAUGCGUCGAAAUUGUUUAUACUCAAAAUAGUUUAAAAAAGAUCAAUUGGGCUGCUGAUGGCGGAAUUCCAUUCACACAGAAAUCAUCAUUUCGCUAUGAAAUUCUAGCACCACGAGCACGACUACGACGAGAUGUUUUGUUUAGUUUAGAUGACUUAAUUGUGUCAUUUGGGGCCGUUGGAGCACUUUUUCUCGGUUACAAUUUUAGGGAUCAAGCGGUCAUGAUUUACUUUCUCAUCAAAUCAGUUAUAGAAUUUGUGUACAUCCGAUGUAUUAAGCAGUGA